Molecule: messenger RNA, 1873 nt
Organism: Acanthaster planci (crown-of-thorns starfish)
Lineage: Eukaryota; Metazoa; Echinodermata; Asteroidea; Valvatida; Acanthasteridae
Product: carbonic anhydrase 3-like
Cellular component (GO): plasma membrane
Molecular function (GO): zinc ion binding; carbonate dehydratase activity
Source: RefSeq, a predicted model, not a curated record
GCUUCCAGGGUUUUGUGGACGCGUGAUGCGCUACGGAAAUCCAACCGGAUUUAGGCCAGAGCAGGGGGGAGGGGGACUGGCUACCGUAUAAAAACCCGACGAAUCUAGUCAGUGAUCUUAUUCAUCGACAGCCCCCCCAUCAGCAUAUCAAGCAACAGGAUUUUUGGAGGAGUCUGGCACAGCCUAACGAUGCAAUUGCUAUUGUUCGUCUCAGGAUUAUGUGCUAUCAUUCCAUUUGUCCAUACAGUACCAUGGGGUUACCCGGAAACAAAGCCAGGUACCGACUACUGGCCGAAGAUCUUCCCGCUUUACUGUUCUGGGCUUGCCCAGUCACCGAUCAACAUUACGCCGCGUACUGCGAUCAAAAUGACCCCUGCCUCCUUUGACCUGAUCGGGUUUGGUACCACCCCGCCGAGAGGGGCGAAGAUCACCGUGCAGAACGGCGGCCUCAGUGCCCAGAUCAAAUUAACCGGCGACUACUUGAUGUCUGGGGGCGGGCUACCCGGUCGACGGUACCGCGCAGCUGGGAUCCAUUUCCACUGGGGCAGUACCGACAACCAAGGUUCGGAGCACACCAUUGACGGAAUGAGUUUCCCUGCAGAGAUGCACCUUGUGACUUAUGACACGAGAUUUUCCACCGUAAGCGAGGCUGCGUACAAGGUUGACGGACUGGCAGUGCUAGGAUUUUUUCUAGAGAUUCAGGAUUCAGACAACCCGGGAUUUGUUCCAUUCUUGGAAGCUCUUUCGAAGACGAAAUACGAUGGCAACAGUAUCAAUCUUGCCACUCCCUUCCCGAUCUCCAACUUGUUCCCAAGCACCAGCAUCAUGCAGCCUUAUUUCCGGUACCGUGGAUCGCUCACAACGCCGACGUGUAACGAGGUUGUGGUGUGGACCGUUUUCAAAAUGCCGAUCAGAAUAUCACAAGAUCAGCUGAACGUCUUCCGUUCACUUGUGUCGAACCGCGUUGGCAGUUCUCCAGACAUUCCGAUUGUCAACAACUACCGGCCGCCCCAGCCCCUCAACGGGCGAAAGGUUUUCCACUCGGCGGGUAUGCUACGCGUCUAACUUAGGAUGGAUCCCUUCGGGAUCAACACGGCAGCCAUCUUGAAUCCUGCAAACUGCCAUUACCGGGCAAUGAUUCUUUGAGUCCAAACAUAAUACCCAGCCAUGCACAGCAUUCUAGAGGCGAAUUAAUCUUGCUACCAACACAAUUACAUGCCGAGUCGUUCAAUACCAAGACGCUGUCCAUUCAGAGUCAACAGUAUUCAACAAAUUUCACUUAUUUACUUACGUGUGGAUGUUAUAAUGGUGGACACGCCUUCUCCAAACGACUACAUGUAAAUGAAUCCCUCCCUUGAACUGCAGGCAGUUUAAACUUCAUACGUUGCUUUUUUGUGAACGUCGUCGCCCCAAACAUUGAACAGGUAUUUGUAAGCACAAAACGACCGCACCAGAAGCAUUCAUCAUAAGCCCAACCUGAAACAACAUAAUUGUACAACCUGUGCAACCGCUUUAUAUUUAGCUCAAUGUUUGUUCAACGUCGUUAUGGUUAUUCAAUGUGAAAUGAUUUCAGAGAACUAUGAAGUUUUAAUUCUGUCUCGUGUCAAGUUAUUUUACUUGAAAAUAACUUCAAUGUAAAUAAAAACCGAAUAAUCAUAACUUUGUCUUACUUAAGUUCUUAAUAUGGAAGUUGAUAUGAAACACAUUAUUUAAAAACAGAAAUGCACAAUGAUUUGUAUAUUCAAAACAUUUAAAGAGCUCAAAUGCAUGCCUUUUUAUUGUGAGGACUUAUUUUCUCGUACUUUGUAAUUUGUGUUGAUUGACUCAAGACAAACGGAAUGUGACGGAAAAUAAACCAAAAGUUUGAAAGGAA